UUUACAUAGUUCUGGAUGAGAAAAAAUGUCUUAUUUUUAGUUGAUCAGGGUUGUAAUACAUUGUUGAUUCAUCCAUGACCACAGAUAUGCUGCAGUUGUUUUGAUCGGUUCUUUAUUUUAUUUUCUGAUAUAACUUAGCAUGUAUUACACUAUAUCUGUUUAAAAAUGCACGCAAUUUGGGAUAACCCACUUUUCCAGUGCAUUCGCCUACAAAGUGCAGCCUACGUUGCCAAAUCUAUAACACUUGACUUUGCCAUGGCUGUUCUGUUUGUAAUCGGUUUUCUUGAAUAAAUAAUGUCCACAGAACAAUGUUACUGACGGAAAAAAAUAGUUACAUUGUGUGAGUGUCCAUAGUCUAUUUUAUGGCAACUUCAAAUCCACCGACGAUUCCUACCGCAGUUAAAAACAAUUUCCGGUUGAUUUUACGCUUCUCGACCUCUGACCGCAAUAUGUUGCGCGUGCGCUCUACGAGACCCCGCUGUAUCUUAUUGUUCUAUCAUAGCUAGCUAGCUUGCUAACUUUAACCUAUUUCAUGACUGUCUCGUAGUAACUGUCUGGUACCUAUUCAGGUAACUACUCUCUAGUAGGUGGUCGGACGGAGCCUACUCCCCCAUUCCAACGGAAUGUUUUCCCCCUGAUUUGGACUCAUUCAUCGGAUUCUUUUUCUAUCGGAUCAUAUGGCGUAUUAGUAGAAGGACGAAAGGCUUUUUCGGUAGAAAAUCGGUGGAUUGACACAAAGGAAAAAGUUUUCCUAACGGAGUUGGGAAAAGUUCUGCAAGCAAGAGAUGGUCCUUCUAAGUUUGAGAAAGUUGAAACUAUUGUCCCCGGGAGUACGCGCGGUGAACUGCGGAAGAGGGUGAAUGUUUCAGGUCACGAGGUAGUCCAAGAUGGCUGCAGCUUCUUAUGAUCAGCUGCUGAAGCAAGUAGAAGCUCUGAAGAUGGAGAACUCCAACCUGCGCCAGGAACUAGAAGACAACUCGAACCACUUGACCAAACUUGAGACCGAGGCCUCUAAUAUGAAGGAGGUGCUGAAGCAGCUACAAGGAAGCAUUGAAGAAGAGUCCAUUGAGUCUUCUGGACAAAAUGACCUUCUCGAGAGACUGAAAGAGAUGAACCUGGACCCCAGCGGCUUCCCGGCCGUGAAGAUGAGGCCCAAAGCGCCCGCGCGCUACGACAGCCGCGAGGGCUCCGCGUCGGGCCGGUCCGGAGACAGCAGCCCCGUCCCCGCGGGCUCCUUCCCCAGGAGAGGGGUGGUGAACGGGGGCCGGGAGAGCACUGGGUACCUGGAGGAGCUGGAGAAAGAGAGGGCUUUGCUAUUGGCAGAGCUGGAGAAAGAGGAGAAGGAGAAGGACUGGUAUUAUGCACAGCUCCAGAACCUCACCAAGAGGAUUGACAGCCUUCCCCUGACCGAAAAUUUUUCCCUGCAGACGGACAUGACUCGACGGCAGCUGGAGUACGAGGCUCGGCAGAUCAGAGCCGCCAUGGAGGAGCAGCUCGGGACCUGCCAGGACAUGGAAAAGAGGGCACAGGCCAGAGUGGCACGGAUUCAGCAGAUCGAGAAGGACAUGCUCCGGAUCAGACAGCAUUUGCAGUCCCACCCGGGCGAGUCAGAGAAGACGUCGCAGAGCAAGCACGAGGCGGCUUCCCUGGACGGCGAGAGGCCGAGCGACGGAGCGCCGGCGUCCAGCAGCACCUGCGCGGCUGCCCCGGGGUGCGGUCAGGGCUCAAGUUCUCGAAUGGACCAUGAGACGAGCAGUGAUAUGAGCUGUGGUAGUAGUUUCUCUGUCCCACGCAGGCUGACUAGUCACCUGGGUACCAAGGUAACCGAAGAUUCCAAGCUUCAGGUGGAGAUGGUGUAUUCACUUUUAUCCAUGUUGGGCACUCACGACAAGGACGACAUGUCCCGCACCCUGCUGGCCAUGUCCAGCUCCCAGGACAGCUGCAUCGCCAUGCGGCAGUCCGGCUGCUUGCCCCUGCUCAUACAGCUGCUCCACGGCAACGACAAGGACUCGGUGCUCCUGGGCAACUCGCGGGGCAGCAAGGAGGCCCGGGCCCGGGCCAGCGCCGCCCUCCACAACAUCAUCCACUCGCAGCCCGACGACAAGCGCGGGCGCAGGGAGAUCCGCGUGCUGCACCUCCUGGAGCAGAUCCGGGCCUACUGCGAGACCUGCUGGGAGUGGCAGGAAACCCACGAGCGGGGCGUCGACCAAGACAAAAACCCCAUGCCCUCUCCUGUGGAGCACCAGAUCUGCCCUGCUGUGUGUGUGCUUAUGAAGCUGUCCUUUGAUGAGGAACACAGGCAUGCCAUGAAUGAACUAGGUGGUCUGCAGGCAAUAGGGGAACUGCUGCAGGUUGACUGUGAGAUAUACGGACUCACUAGUGACCACUACAGUGUAACGCUGAGGCGGUAUGCUGGAAUGGCGCUCACAAACUUGACCUUCGGGGAUGUGGCCAAUAAGGCAACGUUGUGUUCAAUGAAAGGCUGCAUGAGGGCAAUGGUGGCUCAGCUGAAAUCGGAGAGUGAGGAUUUACAACAGGUAAUUGCCAGUGUUCUGAGGAACUUGUCCUGGCGCGCUGAUGUCAACAGUAAGAAGACGCUACGUGAGGUGGGGAGUGUGAAGGCACUCAUGGAAUGUGCUCUGGAUGUCAAGAAGGAAUCUACCUUAAAGAGUGUUCUUAGUGCCCUGUGGAACUUGUCAGCACACUGCACUGAAAACAAAGCUGAUAUAUGUGCAGUAGAGGGAGCUUUGGCAUUCUUGGUCAGCACUCUAACAUACCGAAGUCAAACUAACACCCUGGCUAUUAUUGAAAGUGGAGGAGGCAUCUUGCGAAAUGUUUCCAGUCUCAUUGCAACAAAUGAAGAUCACAGGCAAAUAUUAAGAGAGAACAAUUGUCUCCAGACUCUCCUUCAGCAUCUGAAGUCUCACAGCUUGACUAUCGUCAGCAAUGCAUGUGGAACUCUCUGGAACCUUUCAGCUCGGAAUACAAAGGACCAGGAAAGCUUGUGGGAAAUGGGAGCCAUUAGCAUGUUGAAGAAUCUCAUUCACUCAAAGCACAAAAUGAUAGCAAUGGGCAGUGCAGCAGCUUUAAGGAACCUCAUGGCUAACAGGCCUGCUAAGUACAAGGAUGCUAACAUCAUGUCCCCAGGGUCCAGCUUGCCAUCUCUCCAUGUCAGAAAACAAAAAGCUUUAAUUGAGGAACUAGAUGCACAGCAUCUUUCAGAGACAUUUGAUAACAUUGACAACUUGAGCCCAAAAGCUCAUCAUCGGAGCAAGCCAAGACACAAACAGAACAUGUACAGUGAGUAUGUUCUAGAGCCUAGUCGUCACAAUGACGACGGUGUCUGUAGGGCAGAGAGCUUUAAUUCCAAGAACUUGACGGUCCUCUCUCCUUACAUGAACACUCCAGUGCUCUCCAGCUCAUCCAGAGAAAGUUUCAGGGCUGAGAAAGACCAGAGUCUUGACAGAGAAAGGAGAGGUGGCGUAGCUGGGGGGUUCCACCCCUCAGAUGACCCUUCCAAGAGAAUGGGGAUGCCAAUAUCAACUGCAGCCCAGAUUGCCAAGGUAAUGGAAGAAGUGCAAAGCAUGCACAUAGGCCAAGAUGACAGAAGUGGUGGGACUACGCAACAAGGCAAGCAUUGUGUGGAGGAUGAAAUGAGUGGCAUUAGACGUACUUCUGUUAUUCACACUCAUUCAAAUGCGUUCAACUUCAGCAAGCCAGAGCACCCUAGCAGAAAGUGUCCAAUGCCAAAAAUGGAAUACAGGGCAUCAAAUGACAGUCUGAACAGUGUUAACAGCAGUGAUGGCUAUGGCAAAAGAGGUCAGAUGAAACCCUCAAUUGACUCCUACUCUGAAGAUGAAGGGAAAUGUUGCAUUUACCGAAAAUAUCCUGCUGAUCUGGCCCACAAGAUACACAGUGCCAAUCAUAUGGAAGAUGAUGAUGGCGAUCUGGACACGCCAAUAAAUUACAGCUUGAAGUACUCGGAUGAACAGCUGAAUUCUGGUCGGCAGAGUCCCAGUCAGAAUGAAAGGUGGGCACGACCUAAACAUCUUGAGGAUGACAUCAAAAGGUCAGAUCAGAAACCCGCACAAUCUCAUAGCCCUGGUUAUCCAAGGUACACAGAAAACAAUAGUGAUGCUGAGGAAAAACGCAAGAAAUACCAGCCUAGGUUUGUACAGCCUGAGCAUUCUGGAGGGUUCAGGUCAAGGAGUUCCAAUAGCUCAGAGCAAAGUCGAGGCAGUUCUAGUCAUGGAACUAAUAAAAAUGCUAACCAGGCUACGUGCCCUGUUGAGGAUUAUAGUGAUGAAAAGCCAGCUAAUUACAGUGAGACAUAUUCAGAAGAAGAGCAACUUGAUGAGGACCAGUUAACAAAUUACAGCAUGAAAUACAGUGAUGAACACCAUGUCGAACAGCCAAUUGACUACAGUUUGAAAUAUUCUGAAACCCCUGCAAAAAAGGCCAUCUUCCGCCAUUCAAAGUCACCUUCUUCUAAAAGUUCAGCAAAAGAUCAUCUAACCCAGGUUGGCACAACAACCUCCAUAGCAUCACUAAAAAAUUCCAAUAGACAAAAGCAGCUUCAACCAUCUUCUACUCAGACACGGUCUGGACCAGUUCGGGUACUCCAGAAGACUUCGUCAUGUAAGGCUCCUUCCAUUAAUCAAGAAACACUACAGACAUACUGUGUGGAAGAUACACCAAUUUGCUUCUCUCGAGGUAGUUCCUUAUCUUCUUUGUCAUCUGAAGAUGAAAUUGAAGGUCAUAAUCAAUCCAUAAACACUGUAAAUAACUACCCAACUCUACCGAUUGCUGAUAAAGAGUCUGGCACUGUUGCAGACCAGCGUACAACUGAGAGCCAGACAACUACUCAGUAUAUCCGAAUGAAGCCACAGAGAAAUCAGGGUUCUAUUUCAGAUGGUUCGAGACACAAAGCUGUGGAAUUUUCAUCUGGUGCUAAAUCUCCAUCCAAAAGUGGUGCACAGACUCCUAAAAGUCCUCCAGAACAUUAUGUUCAAGAGACGCCUCUCAUGUUCAGCAGGUGUACUUCAGUGAGCUCCCUUGACAGUUUUGAGAGUCAUUCUAUUGCAAGUUCAGUACAGAGUGAACCUUUUAGUGGUAUGGUCAGUGGAAUCAUUAGUCCAAGUGAUCUUCCUGACAGCCCUGGGCAAACGAUGCCUCCAAGCAGAAGUAAAACUCCACCACCUCCACAUCAAUCCCAAAUGAAACAGAAAUUGAAAGUUCUGCCUCACAUCGAAAAGAGGAGUUUGGCUCCAAGACAUGCAGAAGUGAAUUCUGCUGUUCAGAAGGUCCAAGUACUUCCAGAAAAUGAUACACUUUUGCAUUUUGCCACAGAGAGUACCCCUGAUGGAUUCUCUUGUGCUUCAAGCUUGAGUGCACUGAGCCUGGAUGAACCCUUCAUUCCAAAAGAUAUCGAGCUUCAAGUUAUGCCACCUGUUCAAGAAGAUGGGAAUGAGGGUGAGCCUGAGAAAGAUGACACUACAGAAACCAAGAGUCAAGACUUGUCUAAGUUAUCCAGUGAUCCAGAAAAAGACAUACUAGAUGAUUCUGAUGAUGAUGAUAAUGAAAUACUGGAAGCUUGCAUAAACUCAGCUAUGCCAACAAAGUCCUCUAGAAAACCAAAAAAGCAGUCUCCUUCAUCCAUUUCAAGAAUACCUCCGCCAGUAGCCCGUAAACCCAGUCAGCUUCCUGUAUAUAAAUUACCUCCUUCACAAAAUCGAGGGCAGCCACAGAAACAUGUUAGCUUUACCCAUGGGGAAGACAUGCCAAGAAUUUAUUGUGUUGAGGGAACCCCCAUUAAUUUUUCAACUGCAACUUCUCUCAGUGAUCUUACUAUUGAUUCUCCUCCUAAUGAGUUAGCAAAUAUUGAUAACUUGGCUCCAGGUGCAGAAACCUUUAUUCAAAGGAGAGACACCUUUCCAGAGGGAAAAAGCACACAAGGCAAGGAUUUUGGAAAAAGUCCCACUGCUAGAAUGUCUGCAUUGGAUGAGAAAAAUGAAGGAGAUGAUAUUCUUGCAGAGUGCAUCAGUUCUGCUAUGCCAAAAGGCAAAACGCAUAAGCCCUUUAGAGUGACAAAGAUGACUGAUCAAGUGCAGCACCCACCUACAUCUUCAGGUAGUCUAGUCCAACAAGAAAUUGAAAAGAAGAAGCCCACAUCCCCUGUAAAGCCGAUGCCACAAAGUAGUGAAUAUAAAGCAAGAAUGAUUAAGCGGCCUGAGCCUACAAGUAGUUUUCCCUCUGGGGCAUCAUACCCUGAUAAAAUCAAUGAUGCCAAAAAACAGGAUCGAAAUGUCAUCUCCCGAGAAGUGUCAGAUAAGCCUCAAAAUAUCAAUGAGAGAGUGCGCCCUGGUUUUACGUUUGAUUCACCUCACCAUUACACACCAAUAGAGGGCACUCCCUAUUGCUUUUCCCGUAAUGAUUCCUUGAGCUCAUUAGACUUUGAAGAUGAUGAUCUUGAUUUCUCAAAAGAAAAGGCUGAACUCCAAAAAGAAAAGUAUCAAGGGAAAACUCAAACAAAAAGUACCUGUAGGCAGCCUCUUAGAAACACUGGUGCCAACAAUUCACAUACGUUUCAAACAGCUCCUUCAAAACCUCUUCAGAAACAAGGAUGUUUUCCACAGUCAUCCAAAGAAAAUGCAGGAUCUGUCUCCGAUGAGAAGCAGAACUUUUCCAUUGAAGACACACCAGUGUGCUUUUCUAGAAAUUCAUCUCUUAGUUCAUUGAGUGACAUUGACCAAGAAAAUAACAACAAAGAUGUCCAUCAGAAAGAAAAUGCAACUCCGAUGGAAGCACCUAAACCACAAGCGUCUGGUUAUGCCCCAAAAGCCUUUCAUGUUGAAGAUACUCCUGUCUGUUUUUCAAGAAAUAGUUCACUUAGUUCUCUCAGCAUUGAUUCUGAGGACGAUCUUCUGCAAGAAUGCAUUACCUCUGCUAUGCCAAAAAAGAAGAGAGAGACACUUAGAAAUAAAGGAGAUGACUGUGGAAUGGAUGAUGAUGAUAAAAGUAUGGGUGGCAUUUUAGCAGAAGAGCCUGAUCUAAUACAGGAUCUCACUGACACGCAUAGUCCUAUUUCAGAGCAAGCUCUUUCACCAGAUUCUGAAUCUUUUGAUUGGAAGGCUAUUCAAGAAGGUGCCAAUUCUAUAGUGAGCAGUUUGCACCAAGCAGCUGCUAGCUUUUCAAGGCAAGGCUCUUCAGAUUCUGAUUCAAUCUUGUCUUUAAAGUCUGGUAUUUCAAUCGGAUCUCCUUUUCAUCUUGCUGAGGAUCAAGAAGAAAAAGUAUCUUCCAACAAAGGCCCCAGAAUAUUGAAACCAGGGGAAAAGAGCACUUCGGAAUCAAAAAAGAAUGAGGAUGAAGCUAAACGCCUCAAAGGGGGUAAGAAAGUUUAUAAAAGUCUUAUAACAGGAAAGCCACGGACAAACCUUGACUGUGUUUCUUCUCAGCAGAGGCACGCUCAGGCUCCCAUAAUCUCCCGUGGAAGGACAGUGACUCAUGUUCCAGGCGUCAGAAGCAGUUCACCCAGCACUAGUCCAGUUCCCAAGAAGACACCACCUAGAGGAGCUGCCUCAAAAACUGUGCAAGGGCAGAACUCUGGCAGUUCACCUCGUAACACGAAAAUAACUGUUAAAUCAGACCCUAGCCUAACCAGCAGACAGCCAAGCUCUCAAGGAGGAUCAAGCAAAGCCUCUUCUAGAUCUGGCUCAAGAGACUCCACGCCUUCUAGACCAGCUCAACAACCUUUAACCAGACCUAUGCAAUCCCCUGGUCGUACCUCCGUUUCACCUGGAAGAAGUGGUAUCAGUCCAUCUAAUAAGUUAUCUCAGUUACCCCGAACAUCUUCACCAAGCACAUCUUCAACUAAGUCAUCAGGUUCAGGGAGAAUGGCAUAUACAAAUACCGGGAGACACUUAGGACAGCAAAAUCCAACUAAGCACAGUGGUUUGCCAAGAAGUACCAGUGGGAUCCCGAGGGGUGAUUCUGCUUCUAAAGGUCUCAACCUGUCUGGAGCCACAAGCUCUUCUAAAAAGGCAGAAUUAUCGAGGAUGUCUUCCACAAAGUCUAGUGGCAGUGAGUCUGACAGAUCAGAGAAACCUGCCUUAGUUCGUCAGUCAACGUUCAUUAAAGAAGCCCCGAGUCCAACACUAAAGCGAAAAUUGGAAGAGUCUGCUUCAUUGGAAUCCUUGUCUCCUUCAUCAAGGCCCGUAUCUCCCAACCAAUCCCAGUCCGAGACACCAGUCUCAAGUCCGUCUUUACCAGAUAUGUCGUUAACUUUGCCUUACCAAGAUAGCUGCUGGAGGAAGUCCCCUCAAAGUCAAAAUUCUUCUGAAAAUGGGGAUGGGAGGACCCAAAGAAGACAUGACAUUGCACGGUCCCAUUCUGAGAGCCCAUCCAGACUUCCAGUUAACAGGUCUGGGACUUGGAAACGUGAGAAUAGUAAGCUUUCAUCCUCCCUGCCAAGAGUUGGCACCUGGAAAAGAACAGGGAGCUCCUCCUCCAUCCUUUCCGCUUCAUCAGAGUCAAGUGAAAAAGCAAGAAGUGAAGAUGAGAGGCAAACAUUGAGUCCCCCUGAAAUACCUGUGCAUAGUAAGGAUGGACACCACCCUUUAAAAGGAACAUGGAGGAAAAUGAGGGAUAAUGAAAUAGCUCAUGAAUCCCAAGAUUCAUCCUGUGAAGCAGAUUCGAAACCAAUGCUCCAUCAAGUGAUCCCGACAGUGUCCAAGACUGAGGAUGUGUGGGUGAGAAUUGAGGACUGUCCCAUCAACAACCCCCGUUCUGGAAAAUCUCCAACAAGCAACACACCCCCAGUCAUUGACUCAGUCAUUGACAAAGUACCUGCUGCAGAUCUGGAAGUGAAAGAAUCCAUACAUAAACAAUCCAAAGUGAAUGAGAAUUGUUUGACAACUGCUUGCACCCUUGUUUCAGAAAAUAAUUUGAAUUUGCUCAGAAGUGAGGCGCUUGAUAACAAAGGAGUUGAUGUUAAGCCUGCAUUGAAUAGUCAGAAUGCAACUUCAGAGACUCAUGAAAUCCCAGUUGUUGAACGCACUCCUUUUAGCUCCUCGAAUUCCAGCAAGCAUAGUUCCCCCAGUGGUGCUGUUGCUGCAAGGGUGACUCCUUUCAAUUAUAACCCAAGCCCUAGAAAGAGUAGUGCAGACAGCAUUACAGCUCGGCCUUCUCAGAUCCCGACACCUGCAACCAGCAGCUCAAAGAAAAGAGACUCCAAAGGAGAAAGCGCUGAACCCAGUGGAUCAUAUAUUGUGACUUCUGUUUGAAGGCUUAUUGGGAACAUGCAAAUCCAGAUGCCUUUGUUGAUGAUCCCAUAUUCACUUUUUUAAAUCACAAUGUACAACUUCUGUUUUAAAGGAAGAUCAAGGACAUAAUCACUGGGUUGUUACAUAUAGGCUACCUUGUUGCAACUACUUAGCUGACUGUUGGAGAAGAGACCGCAUGUAAAUAUAUAUUUUUAUUUUAUAUUUUUUUUUUUAGUAUUACUGUUCAAGCCUUAUUUAAGGCACGGUAUCUUUGCUGGUAUAAAUGUGGCUGGCACACUUGGUUAUCAGGAGGAGAUCUGUUUGAAGGUGAUUGUAAGCGUAUUUGUACUGUAUAGACUUUGACUAUGUAUGUAUUUAAUUUAAAUCCCUCUUGUGAUCCUGUGUCUUGCUUGACUUGACAAAGAUAAUCACCUAAAUUACAAAUUUGGGAUACAAGAACACUUAAUUUACUUAACUACUAAUACAUUUGAGUUUUUUAAAAUUAUAAAUCUGCAUUAGAGUAAAACCAUUUUUAUUGCUGCAAAACAUUUUAAACCUUCCCUUUAAUUUCUUGCAUGAACCAAUUUUGAUGGUUUCUUGAAGUAACAAUGAUAAUUUUUGUGGUCACAUGAUGUGUAUAGGUAGGUGUAGUAUAAUGGUUUACACGAUGUGCUCAAAGUAAGGAAUUGAGUGUAACCUCUGAAACCGUUGGAUGGAGUUGUUUUACUAUGGAAAUAGAUUUUAUCAGAAUGUAGACUGAUUGUUUGCUAAACUGUUAACUUGUAUAUUCUGUUAAUUGGGCUGUGAUUGCUGCUCUUUUGAUGGAACAUCGGUCUCAAAUGGACUAAAUGAACAUUCAAGAAAUUACUGUAGGCUUUGGUGUUGGUCUGAAUUUAGAAAAAAAAAACUAAUGUUCCUUUUUCCUUUUAAUCACUCAUUGUUGUAGCACAUGAUCGGAGUCUUGUACUGCCAAAAAAGGAAAGAAUACAGUAUGUCAAUAAGUAAAUUAAUCUUUUUUCAUGCAAUAAAGUGAAUGGAUGGAUAUUUAGGAAAUGUUACAAACUCAAAUUGUAAAGUGGCAUAAUAAAGACACUAAGACUGUGCAAUA
Molecule: messenger RNA, 10368 nt
Organism: Anguilla anguilla (European eel)
Lineage: Eukaryota; Metazoa; Chordata; Actinopteri; Anguilliformes; Anguillidae
Gene: apc
Product: APC regulator of WNT signaling pathway
Exons: 16
Coding region: 888-9281 (2797 amino acids)
Biological process (GO): positive regulation of protein catabolic process; negative regulation of canonical Wnt signaling pathway; regulation of cell differentiation
Cellular component (GO): beta-catenin destruction complex; cytoplasmic microtubule; catenin complex
Molecular function (GO): microtubule binding; gamma-catenin binding; beta-catenin binding
Source: RefSeq, a predicted model, not a curated record